AGGCCGUCUCCAAUUAAACGCUGCGUUUAGUUAAUCUUUCCUUUUUUUCUUUUUCUUUUCUUUUCUUUCAAUUAAUAUUAUCUCUUAUCCUCUCUAAUUAAUAUUUCCAAAAUAUUUUAUUAAUUCCGACGCUCCAAGACGAGCCCUCCAUCUGCCACGUGUCCUUCCCACUUCUCUGCCUUCGCCUUCAAGAGCCACUGCACCGAAGCAACACGAAGGUCUUAUUACAAAACCCACACACACACACUCUCUUCUAGAGAGAGAGAGAGAAAAGAAAAAGAGAGAGAAGGCGGAACUCGCACGCUGCCUACCCACUUCUAGAGAGAGACAGACGGGCUCUUUUCUUUCUUCCACAGCGAAUUAGGGUUUUUUUCUCCCUUUUUCUGGAGUUGAAUUUUCGUGGAAUUGGUUGUGUUUUGCUUCUUUCUUUCCCCUUCGGGUGGAGAUGUAUGUUUCUUCCAUGAGAAAGUCGUUCAAGGACUCUCUCAAAGUGCUUGAAGCUGAUAUUCAGCAUGCUAAUACUCUGGCAUCAGAGUUCCCCGGGGAAUACGAUGGCCCCUGCCUUCAGAUGAGAAUGUCAUACAGUCCUGCCGCUCACUUGUUCCUCUUUCUAGUGCAAUGGACAGACUGCCAUCUUGCAGGAGCGCUUGGACUGCUGAGGAUUUUGAUUUACAAGGUCUACGUGGAUGGUACAACCACCAUGUCUACCCACGAGAGAAAAGCAAGCAUUAGGGAAUUCUAUGCUGUUAUUUACCCCUCUCUAUUACAACUUCAGAGAGGUGUUACUGAUACUGAAGAUAAAAAGCAAAAAGCUGUCUGCAUGGAAAGGUACCGAAGAAGAGACGACGAUGAAUGUAUACAGCGUUCAGAUGCUGACAUUGAACGGGAAGAAGAAUGUGGAAUAUGCAUGGAGACAACUAGCAAGGUUGUAUUGCCCAACUGCAAUCAUGCCUUGUGCUUGAAAUGUUACCGUGAAUGGCGAACACGUUCUCAGUCAUGCCCGUUCUGUCGUGACAGUCUUAAGAGAGUAAAUUCUGGUGAUCUCUGGGUAUUUACUGAUAACAGGGACAUUGUGGACAUGGCAACGGUGACUCGAGAGAAUCUGAAAAGGCUUUUCAAGUACAUAGAUAAAUUGCCUACUAUUGUUCCAGACUCCCUUUUCGACGCCUAUGAUACACACCUAAGAUAAGUGAUUGGUACAUACAUAAUCUAAUGUCAAUCCUUAAGUAGUUUCUCUCCAAAUGAACAGUCUUUUUGUUAUGAUAUGGCAUGACAAAACGACCGAAAUUCAUUCGGCUAAAAAUUAGUAAGAGUUAGAGAAGACUUGCAACUAUUUCUUCCCACUUCCAUUUCUGAAGGGAGAAAAAAACCAGUCUUUGAGUUAUUGUAGACUGGUAUUGGGUGGGAAAGUUGAUAUGGUUUGAUUUAAAGUCUUCCAUAAAAAUUGUAUUUAACACAUUUGUAUAUGUUUGUACAUUCUUGAUGUUAUCUAUUAAAGCAGCUUUGAAUGCUUAA
Cucumis melo (muskmelon) is the source of this 1515-nucleotide messenger RNA. Its product is annotated as E3 ubiquitin-protein ligase AIRP2-like. The transcript is spliced from 5 exons. Lineage: Eukaryota; Viridiplantae; Streptophyta; Magnoliopsida; Cucurbitales; Cucurbitaceae. The record is from RefSeq and is a predicted model, not a curated record. Bases 446 to 1189 code for a protein of 247 amino acids. Gene Ontology annotation, biological process: protein ubiquitination. Gene Ontology annotation, molecular function: ubiquitin protein ligase activity.